Molecule: messenger RNA, 3465 nt
Organism: Aspergillus bombycis
Lineage: Eukaryota; Fungi; Ascomycota; Eurotiomycetes; Eurotiales; Aspergillaceae
Product: ankyrin repeat domain-containing protein
Exons: 3
Coding region: 1-3465 (1154 amino acids)
Molecular function (GO): protein binding
Source: RefSeq, a predicted model, not a curated record
AUGUUUAGCCCUCUUAUACUUGUUACAUGUUUUAUAAUACCUACUGCAAGGGCAAGUGGCUGGGAUGACUUUACAGACAAUCUUGCUACGGAUCUGGCACCUUUGAUCUCUCUCUUCGGAGAACGACUGACAACACAAUUUCUUUCGGAGUCUGUCAGUCUUUUAGACAACUUUAUCUUUGCCCUAGCUCCGCUGGGGAUUUUGACAGCUGCGGUUUCCGCAAUCCGAGUCUGUGGGAAUGCUUCUCUUAGAGCAUUCAUCGGAAGAGCCCAGGAGGGUCCCGGCGAGGCAGAACAUGAGCUGUUGUCCUGUGUUUCGGAGACCACGGCCGAAUUGUUUAACAAUGGUGGCAUUUCCCGCGUUUUUGGGCGCCCUCGACUUCUGGAGGUAGUGGUGUGGAAGGACAAAGAUCCUAUAACAAAAGAAGACUGCUGGAAGACAGGGACUUUGCGUGAUGCUCUCCUACAGGGCGCAUGGACCGCAAAAGACGGAGGGUUAAAGCUCCUUGAGAAGGACUACCCGUUACCGGAACUUGAAAUACCAAAUCUGUCUCUGAACAAAGGCAUUGCAAGGAGGAGCCAGGGUUGGUUCUACUGCGCUGCAGCCGUAGGAUUUGUGCUGCAGAUAGGAGUGCUUGCAUAUUCUGCGGUAACAGUUUUGAUAUACCCGGAUCAGUUCCAAAAGGAUGAACACCCGGUCGAGAGCUAUGCGCUCCCACUCUUUCUCAUUGGGACUAUAUGUCUCUGUACGGGAAUGUUCCUCUGUGCCUUUAUCAUCGAACGCUCGUCGAAGGAAUUCUACUUCCACCCUGUCAAGCCUAGCAAGAUUUACUGGUUACAACCUGGGGCACAGAACGUUGGAGACCAAGUAUUCGACUCAUUUCUUGCAGUCAACGAAGGACCUAAUUCCCAACUAAACGAAGGUCUCGUGUAUAUUAAGUCGAUAAGGGACCUUGCACUUCAGGGCGAUUCGUAUAUACUCGUACUCACUAUAUCAUUCACAUUAAUCGGAUUUGUCGCUCAAUUCGUCGGUCUUCGAGGACUGCAUGCGUCGGUGACCUUAGCACAGAUGGGGUCCACUCUCGUGAUGGCUAUCAUCCGGACAUGCCUUCGCACGAAGAGGAUCAGUUCGAAGGAGAACCGCCUUACUAAAUACGAGCGGGACCUUACCUCUCACAAGAGCCAAGAAUUAGACUGCUUUGCAUUCCACCUCGAGAAUGCAAAAUCAUUUAGUCUAGUUUCUGGCAUAGUCAGAGGGCCGUCGUCAUACCAACCCAGUCUCUUAUCAGUAAUGUCAGGGUCUUCAGGUCAAGAUACUAGGUUGGGGGCUAAACUCGUUCAAACAAGGGCUCACCUUGCGAAACUCACGUCUAGUACUGACCAGCUCCAAGCUUCGGCUUGGGAUGGGAUGCCUAUCCGGCAGGUUGCUCAAGACUUAGCCCGGACGAUUGAGGCGACGAUGGACUUAAUAUCAACCUGGCAGCACGUGCCAAAGGAUAUGGGCAGCUUCGAGCUUGAUUUUGUGUGUCAAUCUCAUCACAAGUUUAUCGCACCUAAAUUGGAGAGCUACACGAUCAACCUCGCAAGAUCAGAUGACACGCAACAGUGGCGAGUUCAGGAACACGAACUAGAGGCAGUGUUAGGGCUCUGGACAUGGUCACUAUUGAAUUCUAGCCCAGAGUGGCUGCAGAGAGGACUUGGUAGGCUUGUCGGACUAAGUGAGUCCGAGGCCAGAGCUGAAGACACUGACCUUUACUUCCAUAAAUGGAUCUUCCGGCAGAGAGAGGCUAGGAUGGUUUCGGCCAAAAUGGUUUGUCUACCUCAGUGCAUGUUUGGAUUUUAUUCAGGCCACUAUCCCAACGAUAAAGAGAUUCUGGUUGUGAAGACCGAAAAUUGCCUUGAAACUAUGGCCGCUCAAGAUAUUUACGUUCAGUUUAUCAGAAGCGCUUUUCAGAAUCUGAGAGAACUUGGUGGCGAUACCAACGUGGUUUCCAGCUCGAGAGACGGGUACAUUGCUCAUAAUAACCGCCUUCACGACCUUGUGAACUGUUUCGAAUCCAGCAACUUAGGCUCACGAGAAGAUGCACUGUUGUGCAUAGUUCCUGUGUUGAGGCAUCGAGGUCUUCUACCAAUGCUUUCUGGAGGCUCAAAUGUUGUCAAGCGCCGGAUCAAGGAGCUUACAGCCAGCAGCAACUGGGAGGGAGCGUUUUCAAUAUUAUGGUGGCUUUGUGAACGUAGUGAAGGAGAGGACUUCGAACAUUCUGUCUUCGAACUCGGCUGCCUUUGUCGUCGGGCAAUGUUACAAACAGACCCGAAUAUACAGGCAGAAGGCUACAAAUAUGCAUAUCGUCUCAUAGAAAAUGAUCCAAGGACGAGGUUUAUCAGAAGCCUAAAGGAUAGCCGCCCCACAGACUGGAUGAACGCUGACCAGCGACCGGAGCAGUGGAAAGCAUUUCCCCUCCAAUUAGGAUGGGUAAUCUGGCACAUCGCUCAAAGAAAUAGCGACCGACAGGGCGUUCAAAGCUCCUUGGAAUCUCUUGGUAUUAAUGGGAGCUCGGUGUCUAUAGGAAAAGCGAAUGGAAAUGAGAACCAGGGCAAAAAGGGAGAGCAAGCCGUACUCCAUUGGUUAACGAACAAUGACGAGGGGCUGUACAACCGCGAGCUUCUUUCCAUAGAUGAUCGUCUAGCCCUAGAUUGGCUGUGUCAGAAUAGGCACCACGCACUUUUGGACUGGCUUGUUGCGAGAUGGGUUGAGUUAGAAGAACGAUGUCCAGGGUUCCUCUACCACAUCGUCAUUUGGGCUGUGGAAGGCAAAUAUCGAGUAGCGAUAGAUGCACUUCGCCGGCACGAUGUCAGCAUAGACAUGCACAAUCCCAAAGACGGCUCAACUCCCCUGAUCGACAAGAUUAUAGCUGGUGAUCGAAAGGCAAUUCAGGAGCUGCUCGACGCCGGUGCCGAUGUUAAUGCAAGUCAUUCCAGUGGAGGAACAGCGUUGUCGGCCGCCAGUCAUAAAGGAGAUUUGGAAACGGUUUCUCUGCUCUUGCGCAAAGGCGCCAGAGUCAACAUCCAAGACAGCGACGGAUACACUCCUCUGAUAUGUGCUAUCGUGGGGGACUAUGUCGACAUUGCUCGGGUUCUCUUUGAGCACGGUGCUAAUGCUAACCUGGGUAGCUUCGGCGGAAGUACGCCUUUAAUGACUGCGGCAGCAGAUAACAGGGUGGAAAUGCUGGAGCUACUGCUUUCUCAGGGGGCUGAAGUGGAUGUGGAAAGCAGCGAUGGAUGUACUGCUCUAAUGCUAGCAGCUAGGAAUGGCAGCACAGAAGCCACGAGGCUUCUGUUAGGCCACGGUGCCAACGUCCGUAAACGCACGCUAGGUGGUGAAUCGGCUCUCGACUGGGCACGAGGAUUCGAGCAUAUUGCAAGCGAAUGCAUACCGUUACUCGAAUCCGCAAUGGCUCAGAGCUGA